Phaeodactylum tricornutum CCAP 1055/1 is the source of this 4046-nucleotide messenger RNA. RefSeq lists its product with no specific name. The transcript has 4 exons. Gene Ontology annotation, molecular function: calcium-activated cation channel activity. The coding region runs from base 20 to 3235 and encodes 1071 amino acids. The record is from RefSeq and is a predicted model, not a curated record. Gene Ontology annotation, cellular component: plasma membrane. Lineage: Eukaryota; Bacillariophyta; Bacillariophyceae; Surirellales; Neidiaceae.
CACAGCACUUCCCUCCGCAAUGGUGGAGCACGUUGUCUCGGAUUGGCCAGACGACUUGCAUCGCGUCUUAAACGGCACCGUUGCCACUACUGUCACCACGAAUGACGAUGAUCUGCUCACACAGAAUGAUUCCAGCAUCGUCCGCGAAACCUUUCGAAUAUACGGAACCUUGUAUAUUUCUGCCUUUGUGCUGUACGCAAUUUUGAGACGGUGCUAUCCGUGGCUGUUCAAUGUACGCGGCUGGGUUCCAGAGCUACGAUGUGAUCUAGCGCAAACGAAAUAUGGACUCAUAUCGUGGUUCUGGAAAGUCUUUCGCGUGAAAGACCAAGAUAUCUUUGAGCAAUGUGGAAUGGACGCCCUUUGUUUCAUUCGAGCCAUGCGCUUCGGUCGUAAUCUAGGCCUUAUGGGAUCCUUCAAUGCUCUGUGGCUGAUACCGGUCUAUAUGACAGCAAAGGAGGCGCCCGAAACUGAGUAUCUGAACGAUUGGCUGACAGAAAUUUCGGUCGCACAUCUUCCGAACAGGUCAUCACGCUACACUGGAACGCUGCUGGCCACCUACAUUACAUUUCUGUUCACAAUGUACUUGAUUCUACAAGAGAUGCAUUGGUACACGUACUGGAGGCAUCGCUUUUUAUCACAGAGGGAACCCCGAAACUACGCCGUAUAUGUGGCAGGAAUUCCUGACGAGUGGCGCAGUAGUAAAGACCUGACCGCUUAUUUUCAUAACUGUACUUCAAAAGACUCCGUUUUGGAAGCACACGUUGCGAUGGAUCUACCGAGCUUGGAGGCAAAGCAUUUACGACGAGGUGAUGUCGUUCGAAAGCUUGAGCACGCCGUGGCUUUGGAGAGAAGGACGGGAACUACUGAAAAGCACCACACUAUCAGCCUCAGCUCCGGUAUCGAGAAGGUAAAAACUGUUGCAGCCUUAGAGGCGGAACUGGAGAGAUUGAACCGCGAAAUUCCGGUAGAUAUUCAGAGAAUUAAAAGAAGCAGUGACCGAGAUAUUUCGCUGCCGUCUAGAGCAGCCGGAGUACGCGAUUUGAUUGGAAGUGGCAAUGCGGACAUCGAUUGGUCCCCUAUCGACGAUCAAGCCACUGACCACGAUCGACCUGCAGUUGUCACUUUUAUUGAGAUCGAGAAUUCAGACCCGGACAAGCCUAUAGCCAUUAUUGAUGAAGACUACUGUCCUCGAAAACGGAAUUUGACGAUGGUGGAUGAAUACGCUGACUCAGAUGUCGAAACUAGUGAUGAAUCUGAGACUGCAGACGAUACUUCACCGAAGCAUGAUAACAAAAGUGUCUCGUCUACAGUCAAUGGAAAUUGUGUUGCGGCGUCGACAUCAGAGGAUGCUGAGUACGUCUUGCAAAGGUUCUCUCGCGAGGACGGUAAAAUGUUUGAGGAACACCUUGGCAUGCAUCGUGCUUUGCAUCGGCAAGAUCAAAUAUCUGGUCUCUCUUCAUCCGACAUUGAUAUUGCAGAUACUACGGACAUUGAUGAGGACAUUAUUCGUUCUGCGGUGGGAAGACUCGUUGUGGAACGAAGUCGGUGUUGCUCUGAAAAUGAGAGUCAGGGGGACACCAGCUCAUAUGACGGAUUUAAGCGUGUAGAGGUCGUAAAUACCGGGACUCGGGCCCUGGGUCAGUCACUUUCAGUCGCAGGAAACUCGAUUACUUCAGGCUCACAAGCUGCUCGCCAAUCGUUUGUGGCAAGCUCCAGAGCCGCAGGCGGAGCGAUUAAAAAAGUUGCGAAAGAUGUCAACGUUGACAGGGUCAUUAAAUCAGCGGCCGAAGGCGGAGCACAAAGUAUCAUCAAAGUAGGAACAACAAUUGUCGCGUCUGCCAGUGCAGUUGUUCCUAGUCUCCGAAUUAAAGGAGAGGGGUCUACGAGAAACGCCGGUUUUGUUGUCUUCAAGAAUCUUUACACAGUACAAAGCGUUUUGCAAAUGGUUCACGAUGCGCGUCCUUAUGUUAUGGACUGCUUUGAAGCGCCUGAACCCGGGGACAUCUUUUGGAGAAACGUUGGUCUCGUUGCAAAGGCACGCCGUGUAGGAAAUCUUUUGAGCGUCAGUGCAACGGUUGUUACGUGCAUCUUUUGGUCUAUUCCGAUGACAGUAAUCGCAUCUUUAACAGAAGUGAACUCCCUGAAAGAAGAGCUUCCCAAGCUGGGUCGUUUCAUUGACAGACACCCUAAAGCUGAGACUGUCAUAGUGCAGCUUGCACCCCUCAUCCUCUUGAUAUUCAAUGAAACUAUUUUGCCCAGUGUCCUCAAAUAUUUCGCUCGCUGGGAAGGACAUAUUUCGGCAACCAUGCUGGAGGCAUCAUUAUUUGUUAAGCUUGGCUUUUUCAUGAUUAUUCAAACUUUCUUUGUCUCGGCAAUCUCUGGAGGAAUUACAUCGGAACUAUCAAAUAUACUGUCAAAUCCAGAGAUGAUUAUCGAUUUGCUCGCGAAUUCGCUCCCUGCCCAGUCGACAUACUUUGUUCAAAUUAUUCUUGCGUCAACAUUUCUGCUUCAAUCUCUUGAACUUCUACGGGUCUAUCCGCUCGGAGUUGCAUUGCUACGCCGCUUUUUUGGACCGCAGCUCACGGCUAAUGAGCGUCGCCGAACCUGGUGGUGGCUCAAUUCUCUCGAAGACCCACCGGACUUUUGGCAUGCAGAGACUUUCGCACAAAUCAUUCUUUACUUUAUGGUGUUUUUUGUGUACGCUGUGAUAGCUCCGUUUACGUCCUUUGUGGUGCUCCUGUGUUUCACAAUUUUGGAAAGUGGAUACCGGUAUCAGCUUAUUCAUAACUACCCAAGGGCAUUUGACACGGGUGGGAAAUUGUGGUACUACUUUAUCCAAUUCAUCCUGGCAAGCAUGGUUAUCGCUCAGCUUACUCUGAUUGGUCUGAUGGCUCUCAAACAGAGCACAUAUGCCAGUCCAGUUCUUAUUCCUCUGCUAGUUGUCACCUGCUUAUUCAUAAUCUACAUUAAUUCGCGGCAUUCAGUGGUCGCACGUCAUUUACCAACAAGAAACUGUAUUGAAGCAGACCAGCAUUACGUAUUGGUAUCUGAAGAUGAUGAGGAAAUUGGUGUCCACCUCAGCGAUUUUACAUUUGUGUACGGUAAAUAUCUUCAGCCGGCUCUUCAAAACGAGCAGGUCUGUCCGGACUAUGAAGACGAUGAGUACGGUGACGCCCCGAACAGUUUGGAUGGCCAACAAUUGGACGACGAUGACUUGUCUAUUCUCGGGCAGUAGCAAAUACUUCUGUUUACAGUUAGACGCUCUCCUUUUUACGCGCCAUCGAAUCUGUCUAUAGAAAUUGGUUCACCAACACAUUUUGGGCUCAUUUGCUAUCGGUAAACACACCAUUGUCUCCAGUACCAUGACCACGAUACUAUAAUCAGAUGUACGCAAUUUAUUGUUCUAAGCGCGAGGAGUACGGAAAGGAUUUAUACGAGCAAAGAUACUUUGGCCCCGGAAAUAAUGCAUAAAGGCAGCCCCUGCGUGAAGAGGGACGAGAUAUUUUCCGUAGGUGCCCAACGUUUUGUGGAUGUUGUAAGUCUGUUUUGCGAUUUGCCCGUUGCGCUUUUUCUCGAGAUCGUCGGCUGGAGUAGCACCCUCGAACGUUUUGUAAAAGAAAGGCAACCCCUUACCACCAUAGUAGCCCAUAGCGAUACCGCUUGCCGGCAUGAUUGUCAUGAAUGCAUAGAGGCCGUAGUGCGUGACCUUGCUAGCCGCGUUUUCCCAGGUCGCGUUGCCGAUCAUGUUUCUGACGUUAUAGUCGGAACGAGAAAGCAGCCGAUAGGCGAAUCGAGGCGCCACAACCAUACCAGUCAAUAAACCGAGCGAUUUGUGACGCCACAUCCAUUUGCCUUUAUCUUCCUUAGCGGCAUCUUGAGCCUUCAGCACGGAUCCAACAGAACCGAUCAGAGGAAUCGCAACCAUCCAAUGAAAAGCCGAAGCCGUCAACGAAUACGCACCCGCGGGAACAACACUCAUAACAAAGGCGAUUGAAACAGUAUUCAGUUGAAUAGGGUCGACCGCAAUUUCAUAUAAGAUAGGGGAC